Molecule: messenger RNA, 7548 nt
Organism: Myotis myotis
Lineage: Eukaryota; Metazoa; Chordata; Mammalia; Chiroptera; Vespertilionidae
Gene: MEGF10
Product: multiple EGF like domains 10
Exons: 25
Coding region: 738-4148 (1136 amino acids)
Cellular component (GO): membrane
Molecular function (GO): protein binding
Source: RefSeq, a predicted model, not a curated record
GUCACCCGUCUCUUCGUCCCACAUUUGCAAUCCCUUCUUGCCACUGCUGGGGACGGGCCGUCCACUCUGGCUGGUGGCUCGGGUGCUGUCCCCAAGUCCCCCAAAUCCUCCUAAAGGGUCUAGAACACCUCCCGGGUUUUGACCCGGAGGCGCUCACUGGAUGUGGUCCGGUCUCAGACGCGCAUUCUGCCACUCGCUGCAGUGACCCCAAGGUUUGCCAACUUCGUGACCGGACUCCUGGCGGGGGUCACUCUCGGACGGUGGAAGCCUCCCAAGGCAGGGGCGACCUGCGGUCGGGGCGCAGGAGUCGGGCCGACGGAUCCCGGCUGGCUGCAGCAGGGACCGUGCGCGGCGCCAAGCGACGCCCCCUCCAGCGGUCCCUGCCCCUGCGGCGGCAGCUGCAGCAGCGGCAACUGCUCGCAUCCAGGCCCGGGCUCGGGUUACUCCCCUCCUCCUCCAGCAUCUCGGGCCGGACGGGAAAACCUCACUCAAGUUUGCAGCGAGUACUUUCCCCCCGUGCGCAAAACUGCGCUGAGACCGGCCUCCUUUCCCGCGUUUCCACCUUUGGAUCUGAACGAAGACUCCCCCGUGUCGCUCUCUCCUGGAACGCUGCUUGGAGGCCAAGAGCUCAGUGUGGGGCAGGUUUUAUUUCUCGGCUGGUGUUCCGUGAACACCAGAGGAAGAGGGUUGCAUUGCGAAUCUCAGGAUCUCUGGACCUGGGGUGUUCAUCAGAAAAAAUGGUUAUUUCUUUGAACACAUACCUGGGAUUUCUCUGUUUAUUAUUAUGCCACUGGAUAAAGACAGCAUCACCUCUCAAUCUUGAAGACCCUAAUGUGUGUAGCCACUGGGAAAGCUACUCAGUAACUGUGCAAGAGUCGUACCCACAUCCCUUUGACCAAAUUUACUACACCAGCUGCACUGACAUUCUGAACUGGUUUAAGUGUACACGGCACAGAAUCAGUUAUCGGACAGCCUAUCGACAUGGGGAGAAAACUAUGUAUAGGCGCAAAUCACAGUGUUGUCCUGGAUUUUAUGAAAGCAGGGAAAUGUGUGUCCCCCACUGUGCAGAUAAAUGUGUCCAUGGUCGCUGCAUUGCUCCAAACACCUGUCAGUGUGAGCCUGGCUGGGGGGGCACCAACUGCUCCAGUGCCUGCGAUGGCGAUCACUGGGGGCCGCACUGCAGCAGCCGGUGCCAGUGCAAAAACAGGGCCCUGUGCAACCCCAUCACCGGGGCCUGCCACUGCGCCGCGGGCUUCCGGGGCUGGCGCUGCGAGGAGCGCUGUGAGCAGGGCACCUACGGGAACGACUGUCACCAGCGAUGCCAGUGCCAGAACGGAGCCACCUGCGACCACGCCACAGGAGAGUGCCGCUGCCCACCCGGGUACACCGGAGCCUUCUGUGAGGAUCUUUGUCCCCCUGGCAAGCAUGGUCCACAGUGUGAGCAGAGGUGCCCCUGCCAGAAUGGAGGAGUGUGUCAUCACGUCACUGGGGAAUGCGCCUGUCCUCCUGGCUGGCUGGGCACAGUGUGUGGUCAGCCUUGCCCCGAGGGUCGCUUUGGAAAGAACUGUUCACAAGAAUGUCAGUGCCAUAAUGGAGGGUCGUGUGAUGCCGCCACAGGACAAUGUCAUUGCAGUCCAGGAUACACGGGGGAACGGUGCCAGGACCAGUGCCCUGUGGGCAGAUACGGAGUGCACUGUGCGGAGACCUGCCAGUGUGUCAACGGGGGGAAAUGCUACCACGUGAGUGGCUCCUGCCUCUGUGAAGCGGGCUUUUCUGGCGAACACUGCGAGGCACGCCUGUGUCCUGACGGGCUCUACGGCAUCAGAUGUGACAAGCGCUGCCCCUGCCACCUGGACAACACUCAUAGCUGUCACCCCAUGUCUGGAGAGUGUGCCUGUAAGCCAGGCUGGUCAGGCCUCUACUGUAACGAGACAUGCUCUCCUGGAUUCUAUGGGGAAGCUUGCCAGCAGAUCUGCAGCUGCCAGAACGGGGCUGACUGUGACAGUGUGACUGGAAAGUGCACCUGUGCCCCGGGAUUCAAAGGAACUGACUGCUCUGCGCCAUGCCCUCUGGGAACCUACGGGGUCAACUGUUCCUCUCUCUGUGGCUGUAAGAACGAUGCUGUCUGCUCUCCUGUGGACGGCUCGUGUACUUGCAAGGCAGGCUGGCACGGGGUGGACUGCUCCAUCCGCUGUCCCAGUGGCACCUGGGGCUUUGGCUGUAACUUGACGUGCCAGUGCCUCAACGGCGGAGCCUGCAACACCCUGGAUGGGACGUGCACGUGCGCACCUGGAUGGCGCGGGUUGAAAUGUGAACUUCCCUGCCAGGACGGCACGUAUGGGCUGAACUGUGCAGAGCGCUGUGACUGCAGCCACGCAGACGGCUGCCACCCCACCACGGGCCACUGCCGCUGCCUCCCCGGAUGGUCAGGUGUCCACUGUGACAGCGUGUGUGCGGAGGGACGCUGGGGUCCCAACUGCUCCCUGCCCUGCUACUGUAAAAACGGGGCUUCGUGCUCCCCGGACGACGGCAUCUGCGAGUGCGCGCCAGGGUUCCGAGGCACCACUUGCCAGAGAAUCUGUUCCCCUGGUUUCUAUGGGCAUCGCUGUAGCCAGACGUGCCCGCAGUGUGUGCACAGCAGUGGGCCCUGCCACCACAUCACCGGCCUGUGUGACUGCUUGCCUGGCUUUACAGGAGCCCUCUGCAAUGAAGUGUGUCCCAGUGGCAGAUUUGGGAAAAACUGUGCGGGAAUUUGUACCUGCACCAACAAUGGGACCUGCAACCCCAUUGACAGAUCUUGUCAGUGUUACCCGGGAUGGAUCGGCAGUGACUGCUCUCAGCCUUGUCCACCCGCCCACUGGGGCCCGAACUGCAUCCACACGUGCAACUGCCACAACGGGGCCUUCUGCAGCGCCUACGACGGGGAAUGCAAGUGCACUCCCGGCUGGACGGGGCUCUACUGCACGCAGCGCUGCCCCCUGGGGUUUUACGGGAAAGACUGUGCGCUGAUAUGCCAGUGCCAAAACGGAGCCGACUGCGACCACAUCUCCGGGCAGUGCACCUGCCGCACCGGGUUCAUGGGGAAGCACUGCGAGCAGAAGUGCCCUGCAGGGACAUAUGGCUACGGCUGUCGCCAGAUAUGUGACUGUCUGAACAACUCCACCUGCGACCACAUCACUGGGACCUGUUACUGCAGCCCAGGAUGGAAGGGGGCACGGUGUGAUCAAGCCGGUGUCAUAAUAGUUGGGAACCUGAACAGCUUAAGCAGAACCAGCACGGCUCUUCCCGCUGACUCCUACCAGAUCGGGGCCAUCGCCGGCAUCAUCAUCCUCGUCCUGGUUGUCCUCUUCCUCCUGGCCUUGUUCAUUAUCUACAGACACAAGCAGAAGGGAAAGGAGUCGAGCAUGCCAGCCGUGACCUACACCCCCGCUAUGAGGGUCAUGAAUGGAGACUACGCCAUUUCCGAAACCCUUCCUCACGGCAACGGUGGAAAUGCUAACAGCCAUUACUUCACCAACCCCAGUUACCACACGCUCACGCAGUGUGCCGCGUCCCCUCGGGUCAACAACAGGGACAGGAUGACCAUCGCCAAGUCGAAAAACAAUCAGCUGUUUGUGAACCUGAAGAAUGUGAAUCCUGGGAAGAGAGGCCCAGUGGUGGACUGCACGGGCACACUGCCCGCGGACUGGAAGCACGGCGGCUACCUCAACGAGCUCGGUGCUUUUGGACUGGACAGAAGCUAUAUGGGAAAAUCCUUAAAAGACUUGGGAAAGAAUUCUGAAUAUAAUUCAAGUAACUGCUCCCUAAGCAGUUCUGAAAACCCAUAUGCCACUAUUAAAGACCCACCUGUACUUAUCCCUAAAAACUCGGAGUGUGGCUAUGUGGAGAUGAAGUCACCAGCACGGAGAGAUUCCCCCUACGCAGAGAUCAAUAACUCAACUUCGGCCAACAAGAAUGUCUAUGAAGUUGAACCUACAGUGAGUGUUGUCCAAGGAAUAUUCAGCAAUAAUGGGCAUCUGACCCAGGAUCCGUACGACCUUCCAAAGAACAGUCACAUCCCUUGCCAUUAUGACCUGCUGCCAGUCCGAGACAGUUCACCCUCCCCCACGCGAGAGGACGGAGGCAGCAGCAGCAGCAGCAGUGAAUGACACCAAAGGACCUUCGGUAGCCACUGGAACCCUUUCCAGAACUGCAGUUUGGUUCUUCUCCAUCCUCACGUUGCCACCUUAUGGGAAUGUUAAUCUACUUGGUAGGCAAUUGCUGGGCGUAACCCAGAAAGCUCAAAGCUGAGGCUGACGGACGGUAGGUCCCUGGGUACGGGUGGCUGGGCAGGAGAUACCAUGUGAUUUUCCAUUCUUGUUAGUUUUAGAACUGCAACCCUGAAGCAUGACUUCCUGUAAAAUCUUGGCUAUGAGCAUGAACUUGCAGAACUCCUUCAGCGAUGUGGGCUGCAGUGGACAUUGGUAUGAUUGUUUGAAAAACUAAAGUUUAAAGAUUUUUUUUCUCAUUCGCAUUGUAGACCUGUACCUAGGAUUGUGCAGUUUGCCAUAAAAUUUAGUGUGAAUCACUAAAUAUGUAGAAGAAAAGGGGCAUAUUAUUGAGUCCUGAUUAUUUGGGUGUGUGUGGUUUGUUUUUUUGCAGUUGGACUCAGAAUUGUAGGGGUAACAUGAACCCAGGAGAAAACAUUCUGUGAAGUGGCAUAACUGGAUAGACUGAAUAAAACCCUAGCAGAAGUAGAAAAUUUAAAUAUGAGAACUUUAGACUUUUUUAAGAAUGAAGAAAUGUACACUUAGAAUUAUUUUAGACACACUAGAGUUAUUACAGGAGCCAAUAUGUACUAGGCAGAGGCGAUUUUUCUCCCUGUUUGACCCACAGCCCACUUUACAUCCAUGACGUUAUUCUGAUCACUGUCCCCAUCAUACACAUUUACCACUUGAGAUCCAUAACAUAUCAGUAAUUAUUUCAUAAAUAUGGAAAUGGAAUAGUUUUAUUUUUAAAAGACUGGAUUGAAUGAGUGUAUAAUGAAUGAUUGGAAAAGGUUGUAAAUUUUAAGUGUACAAAGACACUUAAGUUUUAUAAACCAUUAGUAAUACAUGCUGUAAUAUAGAAUUAGCAAAAAGUUUUUAUUAAUUUUCCCUAGAAGUGACUGAAAUGUUUUUGUGCGUAUUUGAGGAAAGGGCACUUUUCUUUUAUUAAUUGUUGAUUUAGAGAAACUAUGCUUAAGCUGGUCUUUUGCAUUGCUAAUAUGACAUGUAUCCCAUUUUUCUUUAAUUUGUAUUUUCAUUUUUAAGUUGUAUAUUCUACAUUUUGUAGUGUUUGAAUUGUUAAUGAAAAAAUAUUAUAUGUCUGUUGUUUCUUGUAUUGUUGCCACUUAUCUUUUUGCUUGAUAAAAAUGCAUUGUUCUUUUUUUCUUUCAGAGGGAGGAGAUAGAAAUAUAUAAAUCAAAUAUAUUAAAAAUUGGUCAUUACUAAAAUAGUACAAAACCAUAGGUGACUGACUUAUAAUUGAAAUAGACAAGGUUUUCAAUAUUCUGAAAUGGAGUUCCUUUGGUCUGUGGGUUCUGAGUCUUGGUUAAACCAGGGGGGCUAUUGUUCCUGAGUGCAUGCCACAAACUGCUCUGAUUAACACCUUCACUAGGGUGAUCGUAUAAUUGAUCAUCCAAACUGGGACACUUUUGAGAGUAAAUGCAGACAUUAUCGAUGAUUAUCCUGCAAUGGGCUUCAAUCUGGACUGCUCCAGGCAAACCAGAACAGAUGCUCAUCCAGUGCAUACUGACCAUGCAAUAACAUUCUCACCCCCAAAUGCCAGUGUAAUGCCAGAAAGCUAGUUUCUCUUUCUUGGACCUACGUGAGCAAGCCGAAGGGCUGGAAGGCUGAAAGCGGAAGCAGCUUCACAAGAGAACACAGUGGUCUUCAAUCUUAAAGACACCCUGUGUGGUGUCCUGUCUCAGGGAGUCAAUUAACAAAUAUAUAUUGUACACUUGUUCUGCCAGUAGUACCCAUGUGGCAUUGCCCCCGCCAGUCACUGAGUUGGGAUAUCCAGUGACUUCAUGUCAUACACCUGCACCUGCGAUGGCGGUUUGGUCAGAUGGAUGAUAGAACAAACAUACUUAGAGCAUUUACUCCUUUGGUGGCUCUUCCUUUUAGGGAACCCCAAAGUUAGUUCAAGGAAAUGUGGGCUUGCCUGGAAUACACCUUAGAAAGAAUUGAUUUAUUCCCACAGUUAACCACUGCCUGACUCUUGCUCGAUGAUAGUGAGUAGGCACCUAUUGGAGGCGCUUGUUAGUCAAUAGCCAUAAAGAGUCCUUAUUGGUAAGAAAAAAGUGACAUUUCCUCCUCCCCCCCUUUCUUUUUUUAAGGAUCAUCUCUUCAAAUUUCCAUGGUAAGUUUGAGUUUUCCCAUUACUCCCUGAAGAUAAGUAAAAGAAAAAAAAAUACCUAUUUCUUUUCUCAUUCCGCUAUAGGAAGAGGGGAGGGGAGGGUAUACUGACGCUAAAACUCAUUCACAUAUGCAUGCCACACAAUUAUCACAUUGGUAAUAAAAAAGGGUUCCUAGAUUUCCCUGACCAUUGAUUUUAUCAUAGGCAUGUUCUUGUGGUGUUAAUCUUAGCUGCUUAUUUUGAAUUUGUGCACUUCUCAAUUUAAAACCAUGAUACAUUUUAGAAGUUUCAUAUGUUCUGUGUACUGCAAUCACAGAAGUAAAAAGUCUAGGACUUCCAAGAACCAAAUUUGUAAAUAUAAACUCAAAACGAAUACUGUUACAUUUUGUUAGUAUACAAAGCGCUUCAGUUUGGCCUCGUCAUUUAGAGUUAGCAGUCCUUGUCGUCACAUUCAAUGUGCAGCUGUAACCGAUAGAAAGAUUGACUCUGGGUAAUGCCACAGAGUGCCCUAGAAUUCUUAAAUUCGUUGCUGAGAGUCUACCUCCCUCCCCAUUGUUUUCUUUGGUGUCUUCAAUUGAAUCUAAACAAUAAAGACUUCUCCAGGCCUUGUUUUCGUUUGUUGCGAGGACACCUGGAAGCAGACAUCCUGGUCUUCCCAAGGCACGCCCAGCACUGACGUGGAGACCAAGGCCCGUGGUGGGCCCUCCCCACAGAAGUGGAGCUAAGGUUAAAUUUUGUAAAAUAAUGAAUUUUCUAUCUCUGGGUAACGUCUUUAUUAUUCAAAAUAAGUAUUUAAGAGGUAUUUUGGUCUUCAAGGCUUUAUGUCAUGGAAGUGUACAUAGAUAUGCAAGUGUGAAUCACAUGGUGUGGCUGGGUAAUUGUUUAUUAAUUAAAGAUGUUUACUGCCCUUUAAGGUCCUCUUCCAAUUAGUAUCCGAACACUGGGUCUGCUUAUUCCAAUUUAGUAUUUAGUCCAGGCUUCAUUAUGAUGUAAGCAAAUAGCAAUAUAAUUUUUUAAAGGAAAAAAAUGAGACUAUAUUAAGUUUUCUUGAUUUUAGUAAACAAAACAAAAGAAUGCUUUCAAUGUUAAAAUAUCUCUUCUCCAAAGAUGAUAAACUUUCAUCAGCAUUAGCCUCCAUCGCCAUUUAUAUCAUCAAAAUGUGUUAUAGAU